Messenger RNA from Rotaria sp. Silwood1, 1149 nucleotides. The record is from the annotation of a GenBank genome assembly. NCBI's taxonomy places the organism in Eukaryota, Metazoa, Rotifera, Eurotatoria, Philodinida, Philodinidae.
AUGGAACCACAAUCCGGUUAUACAUAUGCGAAUUGGCAACGAGGAUUUGGUGAUUUUCAUUCAGUACCUGAUUCGACAUCAUUGCGAUUGAUGUCGUGCCACAACAAAACUGCAACUGUCAUGUGUGAUAUUUAUGAUGAUAAAGGAAAUGAGCAUAUUCUUGUGCCAUAUGCACCACGCAGUAUUUUACGAAAGCAAAUCGAAGCAGCAUCAAAACUAUCUUGCAAAGUACUUAGUGCAAGUGAAUUGGAAUAUUAUACUUAUGAAAAUAGUUAUCAUGAUGCUCAUGCUAAAAAUUAUGAAAAAUCAAAACUGAAACUUUUAGGUGACUAUCUUGAAGAUUAUCAUUUACUGCAAGCAGCUCGUGAAGAAAAGUAUACUGAAGCAUUUCGACAUCAUCUCAAGACCAGUAGUAUUCCUGUGAAAAACAGUAAAGGUGAAGCUGGAAUUAGACAACAUAAAUUGAAUAUCAAAUUCAGUGAUAUUAUAUCGAUGGCCGAUUGGCAUGCAACAUACAAACAAUGUUUGAAAGAAGUGGGCGAUCAACUAGAUGCGAGUGUUACAUUUAUGGCUAAACCUUUCAUUGAUACUGUCGGUAGUGGUUGCCACAUUCACUUAAGUAUGGUCAACGUCAGUGAUGGCAAAAAUGCAUUCACUGCUGAUGGCAAUAGCACAGACUCGAAUGACAAAUUUACUCCAUUGUUCAAACACUUUCUAGCUGGUUGGUUAAAAUAUACACCUGAUGUUAUGGUAUUUUAUGCACCAACAAUCAAUAGUUAUAAGCUCACGGCUGCUUUUCGUAUAGUUGGUAAAGGUCAAUCUACUCGUACCGAAUGCCGACUUCCAGGUAGUGAUUGUAAUAUUUGUCUUGCAUUUGCUGUAUCAUUAGCAGUUGGACUUCGAGGUAUUGCUGAUCAACUUGAACCACCACCGAUUUUCGAAGGUGAUAUUUAUCAGGCAAAAGAAGUUUCUCAAGCAUCUCGAACAUUAAAAGAAGCUAUUCGUGUCUUUGAAAAUAGUAAUUUUGUACGAGAAGCAUUUUCUGGCGAUGUUGUCAAUCAUUAUCUCAACUUCUAUCGACUGGAACAAGCAGCCUUUGAAAAAAGUGUUACUGAUUGGGAACGACAUCGAUACUUGGAACAAAUAUGA